AUGCAAGUGAGACUUGCAGAAGAUGAGCUGGAUUGCAAGUUGGACUUGCAGGUUGGAUUGAAAGGCAAAGCCAAGUCAGCUUUCAUUCUCUCCGCUGUCUCACAUCCACGCAGUCUCCACCACCAUGAGGCUAAGGAGCACCCUAUCCAAGAUUGGAUUGAUUUGGUAACCAAACAUUACCCAGAGCUUUUUGUGCUCUCAAAGCAAUACCUGGAGGUAUCCCUUUUCAUUCAGGUAGAUACUCUCUUGUCACCGCUGGCUGAUCUACAUCCCGCCAAGGCCCUCUUCCUGCGGGUUGCCAAGGGGUUCAUUGAUCCCGGGCCUGCCGGGAAGAACAGGAUUUCCCACGUCUUCUCUGUGGCAAUGAUGGUUGCCGCUGCCAAAACCCCUCUUGAAUGCCUUCCGGAGACUUUAUUGAGCUAA
Puccinia triticina is the source of this 423-nucleotide messenger RNA. RefSeq lists its product as uncharacterized. Bases 1 to 423 code for a protein of 140 amino acids. The transcript has 3 exons. Lineage: Eukaryota; Fungi; Basidiomycota; Pucciniomycetes; Pucciniales; Pucciniaceae. The record is from RefSeq and is a predicted model, not a curated record.